UCACGAUGUCACGUGGCCGGCAGAACGCACGGGUUGAUUCGCUGUGGCCUUCUGACGUUGCCGCAGAUGAGCAGACAUGGCGGGUCUCAAUAGUAUGGAAAAGAAGUUGGCAGAAUACAAGUGUAACACAAAUGAAGUCAUUAAGUUAAAAUUGGUGCGCUUCCCUGAGGACAUCGACGAUGACAGCACAACAUUUAGCCCAGAGUUUAGCCACCAGUUAUUUGGAGAUGAUGAGGUGGCAUUUGGAUAUAAGGGUUUGCAGAUUCUGCUUUACUACAGUGCUGGAAACCUUUCCACCAUGUUCCGUGUCCAUUACACCUCUAAAGUCGAUGAGAAGUUUGAAGGAGUCCAAGCUGAUGACGUUGAAAGCAAAAUUCGUGAAAUUAUUCCCCCUGGAUUCUGUCAGGGGACCGAUGAUUUUGUAUCAUUAUUGGAAAAAGAAGUGAAUUUUAAACCCUUUGGCCCUAUAAUACAUACCUAUACAGUGUACAAUGAGGAAGCUGGGGAAGAAAUCACUUACCAGAUACACAAGGCUGAGUUGACCUGCCCAGGCUUCAGAGAGUAUCACGAAAGGCUCCAGACCUUCUUGAUGUGGUUCAUUGAAACAGCCAGUUACAUUGAUGUGGAUGAUGAGCGAUGGGACUUCUUUCUGGUAUUUGAGAAGUACAAUAAAGACGGGACUACACUCUUUGCGACUGUAGGCUACAUGACAGUCUAUAAUUACUAUGUGUACCCAGACAAAACCCGGCCACGUGUAAGCCAGAUGUUGGUUUUGCCUCCAUUUCAGGGUGAAGGGCACGGGGCUCAGUUGCUGGAAACAGUUCAUAGAUAUUAUGUUUCUUCCCCAAAGAUUUUGGAUGUUACAGCUGAAGAUCCAUCUGAGAACUUUGUCAGGCUCCGAGAUUUCGUUCUUGCUAAACUUUGCCAAAAUCUGCCAUGCUUUUCUCCUGAGAAACUUCUUGAAGGGUUCAGUCAAGAGAUGGUGACAGAGGCUCAGCAGAAACUCAAGAUAAAUAAGCAACAUGCAAGACGCAUUUAUGAAAUCCUUCGGCUCCGUGCAACUGACAUGAGUGAUCCUGAGAAAUCCCGAGCUUACAGACUAGAAGUCAAAAAGAGACUUGUUGGCCCGUAUAAGAAAAAUCAGAGGGAGAUGGCCAAGAUGAGGCGAUGUUUAAACCCUGAGGAGCUUACCAACCAGAUGAAUCAAAUAGAUCUGAAGACACAACACGAGCAGCUAGAGGAGAGUUACCAGGAGCUUGUGUCCGACUACAGGAGGACAGUGGAAAGACUUGCCCAAGCAUAAGGCACUUAAGAGUUAUUAAGGAAGUUCUAAAAUGUUGUACAUGCAUCAAACCUUCAGCCGUUUCCAGUGUUGCCAGUUCUGAAUAAAGUCCACAUUGAUAUGUUUCUAGAACUUAUAACCUCUGGACUUAAAAUUUCAGCUCUAGCGCUGAUCUGUAUUGCAUUAAUGCCGUUCCCUGAGGCAGCACUUUCAUACUUUUCAUUGGCAGAAUCUUAAAGGGUUGUGCCGCCUGGACAUUAAAUGUCUGAUAGGUGUGGGUUCCACAUCUGGUUCCACACCUAUCUCCACAGUGGGGAACCAUCUUGCACUGUAGAGAGGUGGCUGCGCAUGCGCAACAUUUGCUUUUUUUUUUUUUUUUUUGUAAGUGACUUCUGAAAAUAGGCAAGUGCCCCUGCCCAGAUAUUCUCUGAAGUCUCAUAGAAGUGAAUAGAGAGAGCUGUGCAUGUGUAGCCAACUCUCUAUUCCCAGCAGAGGCAGACAGGACCCUGUACGCAAGAUGGGUGCGGGGCCCACUUCUGGGACUUUGCUUCUGUUGGAUACACCAUAAAUGUCCAGAUGGGACAACCUCUUGAAACCAGGCACCUGUAGUAGUAUAUACUAAGGUGUAACAGGUCUGUGUAGGCACAAUACAUGUGGUGGGCUGUAAAACUUCUCUUCUCAUCAAUUAAUCUGAAAUAUGUACAUAGUCCAACCUCUGCCCCAGGCAUUUCACAUACAUACUUUUGAUUUUUGUGCAUUUGAGCUCUUUUUCAUAUUCAGCUAGGUUCUUAUGUAGUUAUCCAGUGACACAAUAAAAAUAAAAUAAAAAAAUAGUAAUAGUAAAA
Molecule: messenger RNA, 2127 nt
Organism: Bufo gargarizans (Asiatic toad)
Lineage: Eukaryota; Metazoa; Chordata; Amphibia; Anura; Bufonidae
Gene: HAT1
Product: histone acetyltransferase 1
Exons: 11
Coding region: 77-1303 (408 amino acids)
Biological process (GO): subtelomeric heterochromatin formation
Cellular component (GO): nucleus
Molecular function (GO): histone binding; histone H4 acetyltransferase activity
Source: RefSeq, a predicted model, not a curated record